GGGCUGUAUGGCUUGUCAGGGCCAUGAUCAAAAUAUCGACUCUUUGGAGGGCUAUGAACCGCCGCAGUGUUUGUGGAGUCUGGUGAAGCAGCAUGUUCCCGAGUUGGAGCUUCCAGAAAUCCGGGCUGUGCUUGGGGAAGCCCUGGUUGACCUGUACAUGGAGAUGUACGCAGAGGUGGAGAUGUGGAGGCAGGUGUGGAGAGAAGCACGCGGGAAGCAGGGCUUCGGGUCCCGGACCCCGCAACCCGCCCUGGCGGACCCGCCCGCAAUCAAGGAGCUGCUGAGGGACGAGAUCCGCCUGCUGCUGCUUGCCGUGCGAGACGUGGCAAACGGGGAGGGCAGGGAUGGGGACGCCAUCACGUCCAAGUUCAGCCCCAUCGUGGUGAACUACGCAAUGGCCGGCAGGCAGCAGGAAGCCCCCGGCGGAGCCCCGGAGGUGAGGUCGUCAUCCGGGCCGUCCCGCAGCUCAGCUAGAGAAGACGACAUCAAGGCCAUAAAGGACAAACUGAACAUGAGCGAUAUUGACGAGGUCGUGGCCCAUCUCAAGUCUGUCCUUGCAGAGGAAUGUGAAACACUGAAAAGGGACAUUCGCUUUUUGCAGGACUGCGUGGAGAAGUGCUUCCUGGACCGGAGUGAAGAACUGAGGCCGGAACCCACCGUAUCAGAGCUCAGAGAGGAGAGGAGACGCAUCGAGAGGGAGCUGCAGCUCCAGAGCCACUUACCCCACCCCCGACAUGCAGACAGAGCCGCUGUAGAUGGGGGUCUGACAUAUAAGCUCAGGAGUACACAGCGGAUGGCGCUGUCUGCUCCUGAUCUGGUGCCAGAGACGCGAUCUUCUUCGCCGCCCCCUUCCAAAGUCGGCUGGCCCCCCACCCAGCCCAAGUCCGGGCUCCCCACAGUCAAGCGCGGCACAGAACACCGCCCUCCGGACGGAGCCGUGCGCCACACCACACCUACCUCUGUCCUUGUAGGGUCAGGCCACACCCCUGGCUCCUCCCUCUGUUUCCAUGGAGACGAGUCAGCUAGGAAGAACUGCUCGAACCCGUGUUCAGGGAGCGACGGCAGACCACGGGCCCUAUUAAGAGACCACAGACCCAGGCCCAUGGUUUCCGCCUCUUCUCUCAGUUCUGCCACUCUGGAAGGAAGGCCUCAUGUGAACUCUGACCUGGAUUUGCGCAAAAGUGCUACAGAGACCCCCCGCAGAGUCCGUCCCGGCCCUCGGUCGGCCUCCCCGUCGAGCGUGGCCGACGGCAGACCCCGUGGACGCCGCGUCCCCCUCCGCUCGGCUCAUCCGCUGCCCCCCGCGAGCAGAGCGAAAGACGGCGGCCUGCUCUCCUCGCGUCCGUUCCUCCCGUCCCCACCCGAAACGCAGAGGCCGGCCUCUAGGGGGCAGUCCGUUAGCAGACGGCUGCGUUUGCCGGAGGCGAACGGCCUCGUGAGCCCAACCUGAGCCGAGUGCCGAGCGUACGGCGCCGAGGCCGCACGAGCCAAUUAAUGGGUGCUGUUAAAAAUAGCCGCAAAGGCGUUGCUCAUCGCGCUCGGCUGUCCUUGACGGCACAGACCUCCACCCUGUAAUUUCCGGAACCUAAAGGACGAUUUAAUAACACACAUAUUUGGCAUUUCCAAACACUGUUCCAGGAGCGAAGACAUUCAGACGAUUUGGUGAGGCGGGAUUUAUAUACUGCUAAAAAAAGGACGUGCGUUACUUUUUUCUUUUACGAAAAAGUUUGUUGUCACACUUGCUAUGUAGUAGAAGUAGUACCGGUGAAAAGUGUGACAAAGUAACCCGGACAACGCAGGUUUAGGAGCUGGACGGAGGAGCGAAACAGAGCAAACCCGCAAGUGUCCUGCGCGUCUCGGAAGUGCAGCGGAGGAGCUGGCAAGGCAUGGCAGUGCUUUUGUUUCAUAAAACUUGUAAAGCAACGUGUGUUCGUUUAGAGAUGUACAAGGAUUUAUUAUCAAAAUAUGUGAUUUGCGUUCAAUGUUUUUGUAGAGGAGACAGAAGGGAAAUAGACAUUAUAGGGGGAAAUUAACUCAGGAAGGAAGCUGUAACAGUGGCAUCUUCAUCUGCAUUCUAUUCCAUAAUUCAGUAAAAAAAAAACAAAUGCAGUAAUUCAUUUUUAAAAUAUAACUUUAUUCAAUUCAAAUUGAACAGUUUAAGAUAUCCAGUUGACAUGAGACUAAGACAAUUUCAAUGAAAUUUGGCCCUAAAACACAUGGUUAGAUAUGUAUAAUAAACUUGUGUUCUUUCUUUCUUGUGCUUCCUUUCUCCUGUCAGACUGUCAUCAUCCCUAUCAUCAUCAUCAUCUUCAUCAUCAUCAUCAUCAUAAUUACACCCCAAACGUUACAAAUAUUUUGCUUUGUAAAAAUAUAAAUGGCAGUAGCUCUAUGAGUUCUGUUGCUUUUAAAACACAAAUGACUUUAAAGUGCUGCAGCAACAUGAAAAUGAAAAUGAAGUUCCAUCAUUUCAAGUCAAUGAAAAACAGGUCACAGUUUUAGUUACACCAACUGUCAGUUCUAAUAAUUGGUUAAAAUUUUUUGAAACGUGUUAAGAUUUAAAUAUAUAUUAAAAUGUGUGAAAACAUCAAAAUGUAAAUAUUGAUUUUUUUUUUUUUUUAAAUCCAACAGUCUUUGAACAUAUCAUUUUAAAAUGUACAAUAUAAUCCAGUUAAAGGAGUCUUCAAAAGAAUUAAGCGAAAAGGGAGUUCAGAUUAGUCCACAGCGGUACUGGAUUAGGGUUCAUAAUACUACUACAUUAACCCUUUAGGACUGAAGAAAGAAAGGCUUCGCUCUCCAGUACCCUGGAUAUGUUACCAGUUUUGGUAUUGUUUGACACUCGUGCACAUUAAAUCGAGGGACGAGAAAGAGCGCGGACAAGCUGACGCCGCUCUGCGGUCGGCACGCUCGGCUCUCCGAAGGCGCUCGCCGGCCUGUGGACCGCAACGGAAACAGCGCCGUGUCCCCGGAGUCCCCGGUACAAGACAUUCCCCUUUAGUUCAAGGCUCCGUCCAAAGCUUUGUUUGGCAAAACAUUUGAUAUCAGCUGGCUUGUUUGAACUUCUACGAAAGUAGUGUCACUGAACCUGGAUAAGAAUGGUUAAGUGUAAUGAUGGGUUUUUUUUUUUCUUUUUUUUUCUCUCAUAUAUACAUAAUAAAAUAAUUACGAAGGUAGACUGUGUUAGAGGACAACACGGGUCGUUACGUUUCGACUACAUUUACAAAACACCGAGACCGAUAAUGUCCCGAACUACGUGUAGACUCGACAGUGAUCGAAUACCCACUACACAGAACACUGAACACGUGUUUUUCUUUUUUUUUCCACCGGCUACUUUCACUACAAAAAACACUGAUCAGGCCCGCCCCUUGAACAAUACAAAAAAAUACAGGUACACGCCAGUGAGAUUAAUUUUUACAUCGCUGUACAAGAAACGGGGAGAAGGAAGAGUGCCGAAGAUAGCUGAGAAAAUAAGGGCGCAGAAGCUGAACAAUCCGUAAUACCCCGGGCCUUCUUUCUUUCCCAUUGUGAAAAUGGUCGCUAAAGCAGCAGUAAAAUGUACCGCAUUUUCUUCAUGUUAGCCAGGUGCUGCUGAGAAAAUGCGUGGGGCGGCGAGCUCCACGAGUAAAUAAACGGUAGAGUCGAUCCCUGCAUUUAGCAAAACUGUAAUACGUAUUAAUUUCCAGUGAAUGGAACUGUAAUCAAGUAAAUGAUCAGAAACCCAACGUCCUCCGCUUUCCGUGCCACCCUUCAGUAUGCAAUGCGGUAGUUGCGCAAUACAUUCCAUCCAAAGUAAAGCUUAUGUCUGACAGACAGUACUGAAGUCAACGGUUGUGCUUUUAUUUGUGCGAUAACCACUCGAACCGCUAUCUAGUCCCCUGAGUUUCAGAUGCCUUCUACUGGAGCGCAUUUCUUCAGAGCCUUCAUCAUUAAUUACGGUUCUCUUGUUUAGCUGACAUUGACCCGAAGCGUUUCAUCUGGAAGUACUGCAAGAUCCGUUAUGCACAGCGAUUUUACUGGAGUAGUUCAGGCAAAGUGUCGCAAAGACGGGCACUACAGCGGUAGAGGGGACAGGGACUUGAACCGGCAACCUUCACGUCACAAGUCCACGUCCUGCUGCUAUGCUGCCUCAUGACCCCCUGUGGGGUCUUUCACAGAGAUGGAAACCUUAACAAAAAUGUUCUGACACGCUGCUUAAAUUCUGCCCAUAUUCUCCUAUAAAUCGCACAGGAGUAGCACCGACUGAAAAGGAAGAGGGACUGGUGAUGACAACGAUGCGGACGUUCAGUAGCCGCAAGUGUCACCAGACUGUUCGCCAGCCUUCUGGGCGAAACCAAAUGCUAGUGGCCGUUCCGAGUCUCCUGGCAGGACGCUGGCCCCCUGCUCUCCGACACCCUCGGCACCCUACCACGCUGUGCCAAUAACAAUAA
Molecule: messenger RNA, 4424 nt
Organism: Scleropages formosus (Asian bonytongue)
Lineage: Eukaryota; Metazoa; Chordata; Actinopteri; Osteoglossiformes; Osteoglossidae
Gene: ccdc24
Product: coiled-coil domain containing 24
Exons: 8
Coding region: 8-1450 (480 amino acids)
Source: RefSeq, a predicted model, not a curated record